AAACGUGACGAUACAAAAAGAAAAGAUUGGCUCCUCCCUUCUUUUGGAUGCUCCACACAACAUAGCCGCUACUAUUACUAGUACAUGUAAUCUGGAUGUAGAUGAUUGUAUCUGUAUCUGUAUGAUCUUUCCUGAUGAAAGCUUUGUUGAGAGUAGGGAUCUUGUGUACUGCAGUUUGCUUUUUGGCCACUCAGCAGCUGAUCACCAUUGAUAGUGUACAUGUAGCUACAUCAGAUUCUACAACCAGUCAGCAUUUGAAGGGAUUUCUCCAAGGCCAUCAUCAUCAUCCAAGUGCAACUGAACAUCAACACACAAGUCAACAGACAAGUCAAAACAAAGAGAAAAACAAAAAUGACAACAAAGUGCAAAAUGACAAUAAUAAAGAGAAAAAUGACACAAACAAUGCAAAAUUGGUGAAUGGUGAAUUACAGUGGAAAAGUGUGGAAUAUGAAAAACGCCAAUUUGCAUCUGAAAAGAUUUUAUUUUUCUUACACAUUCACAAGAGUGGAGGAACUGCCUUUUGCAAUUUGGCCAAAUUCCAGAUGCUGUCUACUAGCUCUACCAACUGCAAUGUCCAAGUGGAUCAAAGAUGCUGUGGCAAUCAAGACACUCUUCAAGCACAAGCGGACUAUGCUCAAUCCGCAGUCUAUGAUUUUGUGGCAGCCGAAGGGAGAAUGUAUGACAGUAUGGAUGUCAACCACUACAAUUACAUUCUCAUUUUUAGACAAUCCAUGGAUCGCUAUUACAGUCAUUGGAAGGCAGUCAAACAAGUCUACCGACAAUUGCCACCUUCUAUGCAAAUGGAAAAUGAUGAAGAAGAUAUACUUCAAGCAGCGGGUGGAAUUGGUGUGGCGGGACAAGCCAUUCUCACUCAUCACAAGGGGGCUGCUCCACUACAGCAAAAUGAACAAAUGGAAGCACAGUAUAACCACAUGGUGGAUCUGGUCAGAGAAACAAAAGAACAAAGAGUGCAGAGAAGACAACAAAAAAUGGCAGAAAUGGAAAUGUGGAAACAGCAGGCUGUACAAGUGCAAGAAGAAUUCAAGCAUCAACAGCAGCAACCCAUUCAGCAACAACAAGCAGAAGCAGAACCAAUACCGUUCCAAAAUGAACCACCACCACCUCCACCCGAAUUGAAAAUGGAAGAUUUCACCCUCGAUGCUGAUAAAAACCUGGGAAUAUUCAUGCCCAAUCGACGACGAAGACGGUUGCAAGAAGAAGAUGAAGAAUCGUCUGUAUUACAACACUUGCAGGUAGCUCUCUCCCCGCAAUCCAGACAAAAGCUAGUCAACGAACUGCACGAGCUGCACCAUCCCCACGACGACAAUAAACCUCCUCCGCUCAUUCCACAUCCCGCACAAGAUCCAGCCACUGCCUUUCGCGAAGGUCAACAAUUUCAAAUGCCCGUCUUUGGACGUACCUUUCAAGAAUGGUGGCAAACACAACCGGACAAUUGGAAUUUUCGACAACUCUGUGGCACCCACUGUCAAUCGGUACCAAAGUACCAACUGACCAUGGAACAUUGGUCCUACACACUCAGUCGACUGCUACGAUUCGAUACCGUGCUCUUUUUGGAAGAUUUGGAUGCCUCCCUUCAAGUACUCGCAUCUCGACACCCGCACUAUUGGAAUCAAUCCCGUACUCUGCACGAAAUGAACAUGGCACUCUAUCAACACGAACAAGCCACGGCCAUUCAAAAAGAAAAAUCGAAUGCAAAACGAACCAUCGAAAGGACAGACGCGGAAUGGAAGGAAUGGUAUCGAAAGAAAAAGGAAGACGCCAUGAUGAAAAAGAUGAGAGUUCCGGAAGAAGAUCGACGAUUCAAAAAGAAACAACUUCAAAAAUGGGAUCCGCUCAUGUCCGCCGUGGACGAUGCACUCUACAAUGUCGCACAACGUUGGGAAACACUCAAACAGAAAAAGGAAAAACAGCAACAGCAGCAAUCUACAGAUAUUACCAAUCAAGAAUUGGGGACCAUUUCCGAUCUCUACUCAUUGCCACAGCAAAUACACGAAAUGCUGCAGUUUUACAUGGACGAAGAUGGCGUGCACCGACAGCUGUGUGAGAACGAAUGCUGUGAGUCGCAGUGUUCGGCGUGGUAGUACCGUAUUGGACAGUGCCUGAUACAGAAUGACGUCCAUGUGUAAGCAGUGGGUCGGAUGGAAUCACAAUGCCACGGGAGAGCAACAUUUGCGAAUAGAAUCGAAUCUACUUGGCCAAACUUCGGGUGGAAAAUCUUCCGAUCGAGACACCCAAACGUGUGCCACGCACUUUGACAGUUUCUUCAAGAUGAUACGGUUCGACGAGCACUGAUGCGCAAUCACCAACCACUGAAUCCUCCUUCCAAACAAAGUGCAAUCCGAGAGAAUCGUAGCAUCAUUUGGGCGACGGAAGGAUGGUUGUGGCGGUCCCCAUCUAAAACGUCAGGGGAUACGGCCUGUUUUUUUUACGGUGCCAAUACCGGCAUUGAAUGAAUACGUAUCUGUUUUUACAUGAUCCGUCGGCUGAGUCGGUACCGGCGGGGGACAAUGCUUCCUAGUGGGGCAAGUUUUUGUAGGCGCGGAUGGGACCCUCCGUCAAACUCUUUGCUAGUUAUUAGUUAGGGCAUAAAACUCUAGAGCUUAUGCAGCUGAUUGCGUUGCCUUUC
Seminavis robusta is the source of this 2647-nucleotide messenger RNA. NCBI's taxonomy places the organism in Eukaryota, Bacillariophyta, Bacillariophyceae, Naviculales, Naviculaceae. The record is from the annotation of a GenBank genome assembly.